This is a messenger RNA of Danio rerio (zebrafish), 3580 nucleotides long. NCBI's taxonomy places the organism in Eukaryota, Metazoa, Chordata, Actinopteri, Cypriniformes, Danionidae. The record is from RefSeq and is a predicted model, not a curated record.
UGCUGUCCUCCUGACUCCUGGACUGCUGUAACGGUGCAAAAUGAAGUGGGAGAAUGCAGUAGUUGAGGCAUAAUCUCGUGUUAUAAUCCCGUGUGAAUUACAACUUCAUUGUUAACAAAUGGAUUUCAACCGUCAUUGCCGUGUCUCAGAUGCCAGAUGAUGUUCGACAAGAAGGACAGAGCUUCAGGAGCAUCCGCCGAGCCUCAGAGGACACUUCCAGGCUUAGUCACCUGUCCCUGAAGAUUGUCGGGAUCAUCAAAAACCCAAAACAUAAGCAGCAUUCAAACAUCUCAGUGCAAAAAAAAAUGUACUUCAACAUGCUUCACAAUAGCAAAAGUCUAAGUUCUCCAAACUCAAGAGAGCAAACACCGAAAGUGCACAGAAAAAUUGUAGUGGAGCAUAAGGGGUCACAAGAGAGGAGGACAAAUAAAAUAGUAUAUCCAGAAAGAAGACUACAAGUUGAUGAGACAGAAGUGGAAAUAAUUCUGGAACAGGGAGAUGAGUUAGGAUGCGGGGAUGAGCUAGCACAUGGAGUUGAUUUAGAUUUAGCGGAGGGUUUAGAAAAAGACAAGCCAUUGGAGUCGGAGGAUGAUGAAGUGUCAGUUGACCUUCAUUCUGAUUUAUAUAGUAAGAAAGAAGUAGAUUAUAACAUAGUAGCAGAGGAGCUACAAGUAAAGGACAUGGGGAAGGCAGCAUGGGGGCUGACUAAAAAUGGUAAAAAUAAAAGUUCUCGUAACGUUCAGCUGGCUUCUAAUGCAGUUUAUGAAAGCUUAGCACACGCAGAUCGAUUACUUUUUGACAAAAUGUGCACUGGUAAAACUUUAAUUGAAUCAUUUUACCCUAGUGGUAUAGUAGCAGACAGGAUGUUUUCAAGUGAAGAGGACAUUGAUGUGAUGUUCCCAGAUAUUUGUGAUGCAGGGGAGGCAUUAGCAGACAAAGAUGGACUUUCCGAGUGUGACCUCUUUGAACAAACGGAGCCUCUUCAAUUAACAGAGACAAAGGACAACAUUAAUGGAGAUAUUAUGAUGCUUACCAUUGAGGAGGGAUUGAACAGCUCUGAUUUAUCCUCAGUCGAGGAAGAGUAUGAUGAAAUGCAGAUGGAAAAAGAGCUGAUGGAGGAACAAAUAAACAAAUCUGUUGCAGGCAAUAAAGCUGCUAUUCCCUCAAACAGCGAAGAGUCUGAUCAUCCCUCAAAUUCAUCUUCAUCUUCUCAGACUUGUGUUCUUUCAGGGUCCGAUACAACCUUGGAUGAAAUAACAAAUAACAACUACAAUAGCAAAAAUAUGACUGAAAGCGAUGAAGCAAUUUCUGCCAUCUUAAAUCUUGUUCUUGUUCAGCAGCAACCUGAAACCCAAGACCAAAAUUCUCAACAAUAUCAAGACGAAGAAAGCAAUGGGGAAGACAAAGAAGAACAAGUGGUUGACAACCUGAGUGAAUCUGAAGGAAAAGAACUCAUGGUAGACAAUGUGUAUGAGGAGACAGAGCCAAAAAUCCAAGCCAAGGACUUCCUCCAGAACAGGAAGUACUUUAUGAGUCGUUCUAUAUCUGUGGAAACCCCCGGUAAGAGAGCUGACCUACUGAGCGGCCUUCCAGCAGGAAAUGGGCGGCUUUUGCUACACCCACAGGCCUUCUAUACAGACCAGUGUUUGUUUGGAGAUAGCAGACCUGCACUGACAGGUUCGUUAGGAUGUCUUUCACAAGGCACACGCACAUCAAAAGUCACUCGAGUGGAUAUACCGCCCCCUUUUGAACUGGCAUCCAUCACGAAGCGACCAAUCAGAAAGAGCUCACCGUCUAUUCCCAAUGAAAUCUCUGCUUCAUGUAAAAAGCCUGAUUUUGGGUUCAAGCGAUACCUUCUUCCAUUGCGGUUCCUUAGGAAAUCUGAUCGAAAGAGUAUGAUGGAUACUCGCUCCAUCUCUUCCAGAUCCUCAUCCGAAUCAAGUCCGCAAGGAUCAUGUAGACGCAUGGAUUUUAUCCGACAUAACAUGGGCAGCCCAGAGUUGCAGAGGAGUCCAGAUUGCACUCCGCCGGUGUCCCCUUCUUCCUUUCUCUCUCAUAGGAAUAGACGAAAAGAGGGACUAAAUUUCUCCCUAAAUAACGAUUUGGCUUGUAGCUCCAUAUCGAUUGAGCCAGGCUUCCUCUCUGAGCCCCUUCCCCUUUCCAAACCUCGAUCAUUUUCAUCUCCGAAUACAGAUUCCUCUGAAUACGAGAAUGUUCAAAAUGUUGCUUCUCACUAUGAGAAUGUGCAGAUUCGCCUCCUGAAUCCUGUCAUUCAGGGUCAGCGAAAUCAGAGUUCACCCAGUGACACUGAUGGUUACGUGGACAUGAGCAGUCUGCCAGGCUUCCAAGGCAAAAGUCAGUCAUCUGAGCAAGAGACAGAUAGUCUCUACACUUUCUGUUCUCCAAAUGUGAGGGCAGAUGGAACGGUGGGUGUGUUUGUAGGCGUGGCUUGUGCACAAGAGAAAAAGACAACGGCUCCUGACAAACUGACCGUCAGCUGCUCCAGAGCCUUCUAUAGUGCCAAAGAGCUUCUGGAUAGCGAAGCCCAGCAUGUUAAGACUCUACAACUUCUCUAUGAGUCAGUUAAUGCUGAUGAGAGGUUGAUGACGGUGUGGACGGAGGUACCUGAUAUUUGUACUCUUCACCAAGAUAUUCACACAUUACUCGAGACGCGUCUAAAAGAAUGGGAUCAGAACGAAGGUAUCGCUGAAAUCAUCCUGGCGAAGAAGACAGAGUUUUCCAUUUUCUCGUCUUACAUCAGUCAUUAUGAUGACAAGUUGAAUUAUCUGGAACAUAUACAAAGCACAUUAUCAGAUUCAGUGACCCUGAAAAAGCAGCUGCUGCAGGUCAUUGUGCGCAUCCUACAGUACCGCAUGCUACUGACAGACUACCUAAAUAAUCUCUCACCAGACUCCAGAGAGUUUGAAAAUACACAAGAUGCUUUGGUCGUGGUCUCAGAUGUUGCUUAUCAUGCCAGUGAUAGUCUUAAGAAUGGAGCGGAUCUCAUGCGUUUGGUCCAUAUUGAACAUAGUGUUCUUGGUCUCACAGAUCUCAUUCAGCCUGGGAGAGUGUUUGUGAAAGAGGGCACACUGAUGAAAGUCAGUAGAAAGUGCAAACAGCCACGUCACCUUUUCUUGAUGAAUGACAUAAUGCUUUACACAUAUCCCCAGCAAGAUGGCAAAUACAGACUCAUCAACAGAUUACCUCUGGCAGGGAUGAAAGUCAGUAAGCCACCUAUGGAGAGUGCUCAGAGUGCAAUAAAGAUAGAAGUGAAAGAUAUAAGCAUCACUUUGUCUGCAAGGCAAGAGACAAACACAUCACAUGUACUGUACUGUGUGUGUUCAGUGUGUCUGAUGCUUGUGUUUGUGCGCGCAGCUCCUGCAUUGAACGAGACGGCUGGUUUGUCACAAUGAACCGGACACUGGUGGAUCUUGGCUCUGCAUCAGGAGAUCCAGUGGACAGUUUUGAGUUGGUAGAAAGCCCAGAGAAGUGCCUUGGAGAAAACGCGCCGCCGCUGUUGUCAGUUUCCCAGGUGACGGUUUGCAUGAACUGUCCGUCACAUUUCAGCCUCACGAACAGA